This is a messenger RNA of Caenorhabditis sp. 36 PRJEB53466, 2007 nucleotides long. The record is from the annotation of a GenBank genome assembly. Lineage: Eukaryota; Metazoa; Nematoda; Chromadorea; Rhabditida; Rhabditidae.
AUGAUUUGCCUGUCCUUUUGGCAUGCUUCACUCUGUAAUUCGACACGAUUCUGAUACGAACCAGUUAUAUUUCAGGUAUUCAAGGGCAAAACGAAAGGCAAAACGAAGGGCAAAACGCGCAAAAUAUAAUAAACUAUUGAAAAGGCAAAACGCGCAAAAUAAAAUAAAACUAUUGAAAAUAAAAUAUAAACCCGUUUUCUUGUAUUAAAACCUCAUUGCUCAGCGUAAAACGCAGUGAGAAAGUUAGUCAGCGGCCAGCUACAAUAUCCCAGAGAUCCUGGAUCAGAAGCUUUUCUAUUCAUUUUCGGUUUUUUUGAAAUUAAUAUUGGCAAGGUGGUAUUAAUUUGAUCAGUUCUGAUUAGUACCAGUUAUAGCUUGAAGAGUUCUGAUUCGGGCAGUUCUGAUUCGUGGCAGCACCGAAAAAGGCUGGUGAAGCGUGCCGCCGGCCGGCAGUUCACGGGACGAGGGCCGAAAGUUCUUCUUCUCUCCACGGCGCCCACAGUAAUGCUUUUUUUAAUUCUAGCAAAUUCGAAAGUUUAGGUGCAAUAUUGACGUCGUUAAAAACAGAUUACGUGCCGGACGAGCGGGAACUAUUACGUGGCUUCAUCAUCAGAUACGGGAGCAGUCGGUUUCGAUGCAACGUGAGUAGGCGCUGGGGAGUGCGUGCCGGCCGAGCGGCCGACUCUUUUCCUCAAAAAUAAAUUCCACGCCAUCAUUUUUUCAGUCCACCAUUCCAUUCCCAGUCGAUGGAUUGCCCUCAAUUCUCAACCUUUUCGAGUUGAACGUCAUCGGAAACGUCCUGUUCCGCUACGCAACAUGUAUUCCUAUUGUCAUUCGUAUUUUUCAUGCAAUUACGCUCAGGUAAUUUUUGUUUGGCUCCAUUUAGGGAUGCAAAACAGGCGAUAUUGAGUUGAAAAACAGGCGCUUUUUCCGCAUCCCUACCUAUUAAUACAUUUAAUAUUGUGCACACUUCAGAAACUUACUGCGCCACGAAUACUCAUCGAAAUUUUCGAAUCUGCACAAAGUGAUGGCCGACUCGAUGCCGGUUUUCACGGCGCUCGAGACCCUCGCCCUCGGACUCUUCAGCAUUGUCACCGUGCACGAAGACUUCCCCGAGGCGAAUCGCUUCUUUAAAAUCGUGUUCGCAAUGGCUUCCGUCGUCAAUAUGCUCGCCACCACCAUCGUAAUGUUCGCAUUUUCGUCGGACACCGGCAGUGUGAGUUCGGAUGAGUAUACCGUAAUUCUAUGAUUAACUUCAGGCGCUGGACUCGGGCUCUAUCGGAAUAAAGCUGUUGUGUCUGUUCGUUUACGCGUAUUUCAUGCCUCAAUACAUUCAGUUCCAUCAGUCUUCCAUCACUUUCCCCAUCUGCCAUUCCUACAGUAAGCUCUAGCUUUUUUAUAAUUCUCGAUAAACUAUCGACAAAACAAAAUGUUCGGCAUUACGUUUUCGUCCGCAAAUUUUUACAAAAAAUUAUCAAAGUAUCACCAAGAGUAUCACCAAACUGUGGACAUGUGUCGAUAAAACGUUCUGAUUUUCAAAAACUUUUCGACAGUUAUUUCUGUACAUUUUAAUGUAACUUUUGAAAACUUAAUCGGGCAGAUAUCUGAGCUGCCAGUGGAGAUAUCGAAAAGUUAUCAGCUGAUUAAUUGUUCAUUACGACGCCUCUGUACAUUUCACUAAUUGACACCUUUUUGAUAUCUCUAGCGGCGAGUGAGAUACAUUGUUUUGAAUAAGCGAUAUUUGGAUGUUCUUCUAUUGCGCUAAGUCAAUCGAUUUUUUUUCCAGUGCCGUGGUUGUUCGCAAUGAUGGAGUACUCGAUCAUCGUGGCGUACGCCCUGUUCCACCUCACCUUCCUCGUCGACAUCCGUCACGUUUCGUUCGUCUGCUUCCCGCGGUCCUCCAGCGGCGAGUGCGAGCCCAUCGAUCCGCUAAACUACCGAAAGGGCGCCAAGUACGAACAUUGCCGAGCGUUCGAGUACAAUCAGAGACGCAUUCAGAGCCUCUAG